Messenger RNA from Myripristis murdjan (pinecone soldierfish), 7732 nucleotides. RefSeq names its product host cell factor C1a (gene hcfc1a). The coding region runs from base 158 to 5224 and encodes 1688 amino acids. Gene Ontology annotation, cellular component: histone methyltransferase complex. NCBI's taxonomy places the organism in Eukaryota, Metazoa, Chordata, Actinopteri, Holocentriformes, Holocentridae. Gene Ontology annotation, biological process: regulation of DNA-templated transcription; chromatin remodeling. The transcript is spliced from 28 exons. The record is from RefSeq and is a predicted model, not a curated record. Gene Ontology annotation, molecular function: protein binding; transcription coactivator activity.
CCAUUUUUCUUGUGGGAGCUUUAGAAGUAGGCCGAUUGUCGAAAAGAUGGCUGCUUCCAGAGACGGCAUGAAACAUAAUAACACUCUGUUUAUGCAGUUCAGUUCCGUUUAGCUGUGUUGUGAGAUCAUUGUUGCAGCUGUAAUUGUACCAGAGGACAUGUCUACUCCCGGUUCCGCGGUUUCUGGGACCACAGGGUCGGUUCUGCAGCCGCGAUGGAAGCGGGUCCUCGGAUGGUCCGGUCCCGUCCCUCGGCCCAGACAUGGGCACAGAGCCGUGGCCAUAAAAGAGCUCAUGGUUGUCUUUGGCGGUGGAAAUGAAGGGAUCGUCGACGAAUUACACGUAUACAACACAGCAACAAACCAGUGGUUUAUCCCAGCGGUCCGUGGUGAUAUUCCCCCUGGUUGUGCUGCAUACGGUUUUGUUUGUGAUGGCACAAGGCUGUUGGUGUUCGGUGGAAUGGUGGAGUAUGGAAAAUACAGCAAUGAUCUCUAUGAACUACAGGCCAGCAGAUGGGAAUGGAAAAAAUUGAAAGCAAAGAACCCAAAGAAUGGGCCUCCUCCUUGUCCUCGCCUUGGCCACAGCUUUUCUCUGGUGGGCAACAAAUGCUAUCUGUUUGGUGGAUUAGCCAAUGACAGUGAAGACCCCAAAAACAACAUUCCCAGAUACCUGAAUGAUCUGUACACUCUUGAGCUUCGUGCGGGGUCCAGUGUGGUUGGAUGGGAUAUACCAAUCACAUAUGGAGUUCUGCCUCCUCCCCGUGAGAGCCACACUGCUGUGGUGUACACAGAGAAGACGAGCCGGAAAUCUCGCCUGAUUAUCUAUGGAGGGAUGAGUGGCUGUCGUCUUGGAGAUCUGUGGACACUUGACAUUGACACUCUGACCUGGAACAAACCAUCAGUAAGCGGCACAGCGCCACUUCCCAGAAGUCUUCACUCUGCCACCACCAUCACAAACAAGAUGUAUGUUUUUGGAGGAUGGGUUCCUCUGGUAAUGGAUGAUGUGAAGGUGGCCACGCACGAGAAGGAGUGGAAGUGUACAAACACUCUUGCCUGUUUAAAUCUUGACUCCAUGUGUUGGGAGACAGUGUUGAUGGAUACUCUUGAGGAUAACAUCCCCAGGGCCCGUGCAGGCCAUUGCUCUGUGGCCAUCAACUCCAGACUCUAUGUCUGGAGUGGCCGUGAUGGUUAUCGUAAAGCUUGGAACAACCAAGUCUGCUGUAAAGACCUCUGGUACCUGGAAACUGAGCGGCCACAUGCUCCUGCCAGGGUGCAGUUAGUCCGUGCCAACACCAACUCACUGGAGGUGAGCUGGGGUGCUGUGUCCACCGCUGACACCUACCUGCUGCAGCUGCAGAAAUAUGACAUCCCAGCAGCUACAGCUGCAACCUCACCAGUCCUGAGCGCCACGCCCUCACUGCCUGGGAACUCGCCUAAGAGUCCUGCACCUGCUGCUGCAGCACCUGCCGCAGCAGCACCUGCUGCUCAGAACCUCCCACAGACAGCUAUUUUGAAGGUUGCAGCUCCCCAGUCUGCCACUGGUACCUCUAUUGUCACUGUCCGCCCCAACCAGGCUGGGAAAUCCCCUGUCACCGUGACAUCACUUCCUCCAGGUGUUCGUAUGGUAGUGCCAGCCCAGACUACCCAAGGAUCGCCAAUCGGCAGUAGCCCUCAGAUGAGUGGCAUGGCAGCUUUAGCUGCAGCAGCAGCAGCAACACAAAAGAUCCCACCUUCCUCUGCUGGCACUGUGCUCAAUGUUCCUGCGGGUGCCACCAUUCUCAAAACAGUAGCCGUUUCUCCUGGCACAACUACAGUCAAAGUGGCCUCUCCAGUCAUGGUGAGUAACCCUGCCACCCGGAUGUUGAAGACUGCUGCAGCCCAGGUGGGCACAGCCACUGCGUCCUCUCCCACCACUCCCACCAGACCCAUCAUCACUGUACACAAGUCUGGUACAGUCACAGUGGCCCAGCAGGCCCAGGUGGUCACCACUGUGGUGGGCGGAGUCACCAAGACCAUCACCCUGGUCAAGAGUCCCCUAACCAUGGGCAGCAGCGGCACUCUGAUCUCCAACCUUGGCAAGAUGAUGUCUGUGGUACAAACCAAGCCAGUGCAGACAUCAGCUGUCACAGGCCAGGCUUCCACUAACCCUCUCACACAGAUCAUACAGACCAAGGGUCCUCUCCCAGCUGGCACCAUCCUGAAGCUGGUGACCUCCACAGAUGGCAAACCCACCACCAUCAUCACGACUUCGCAGGCAGGAGGCACAGGCAACAAGCCCACUAUCCUCAACAUCAGUGGCAUGUCUCCUACCACCACUAAGCAAGGCACCACCAUCAUAAAGACCAUCCCCAUGUCAGCCAUCAUGACCCAGCCUGGAGCUACAGGUGUUACAAGCAGUGCAGGCAUGAAGACACCAAUCACAAUCCUUACCACAAAGAUGAUGACCACUGGCACUCCUGGAAAAAUCAUCACUGCUGUGCCAAAACUUGGCACUGCAGCUGGCCAGCAGGGACUGACCCAGGUGGUAUUGAAGGGUGCUCCUGGGCAACCAGGCACCAUUUUGCGCACUGUGCCCAUGAGCACAGUGGGUGGUGUCCGACUUGUUACACCAGUGACUGUGUCUGCUGUCAAGCCCACUGUCACCACCCUGGUUGUCAAGGGAACCACUGGUGUCACCACUCUGGGGACGGUCACUGGCACGGUUUCCACUAGCCUUGCUGGGGGCAGUGUGGCCAGUGCCAACGCCUCUUUGGCUACACCUGUCACCACGCUGGGCACAAUCGCCACCCUGUCCAGCCAGGUCAUCAGCCCUACUGCCAUCACGGUGUCAGCAGCCCAGACCAGCCUGACUUCUGCCUCCACACUGCCCUCCUCCACCAUCACCGUGCAGAACCAGCCCACCCAGGUGACUCUGAUCACGACCCCCAGUGGGGUGGAGGCCCAGCCAGUGCAAGAUCUUCCAGUCUCCAUCCUGGCCUCUCCAACCUCUGAGCAACCCAGCUCAACUGAGGCCGGAGGAGCUGGAGAGGGCUCCGGUACCGUUACCCUGGUCUGUUCUAACCCGCCCUGCGAGACCCACGAAACAGGAACCACCAACACAGCCACAACCUCCUCAGCCACCAUUGGAGCAGGGCAGGUCUGCUCCAACCCCCCUUGUGAAACUCACGAAACGGGCACUACCAACACUGCUACAACUGCAUCAGCAAACAUGUCUGCGCUGCGCGUGUGUUCCAACCCACCCUGCGAGACCCACGAAACUGGGACAACCAACACAGCUACCACAGCUUCAGCUAACAUAGGAGGGGGGAUGCAGCAGGUGUGCUCUAACCCACCAUGUGAGACCCACGUGACGGGUACCACCAACACCUCCACCCAAGCAUCAUCCAACAUGAGUGCGGGCCAGACGAACACCGUACAGAGGGUCUGCUCUAACCCACCCUGCGAAACCCAUGAGACGGGGACAACCAACACCCCGUCCACAGCCACUUCCAGCAUGGGAGCCAACCAGACCAGCACAGAGACAGGAAUGGUCCAGAGGGUUUGCUCCAACCCGCCCUGUGAAACACAUGAGACUGGGACCACCAAUACGGCCACCACUGCCACCUGCAGCAUGGAGACUGGCGAGGGCGCAGCCCAGCAGACUGAGGAGGGAACAGAAGCUACCAGCAGUGCAGAAGUCGCUUCCACCACCGCAGGAACAGGCCUAGCUACCACCACCCAGGGCAGGGCCAUCACUACUGUCACUCAGUCUACACCAGCCCCAGGACCCUCUGUACCCUCUAUCUCAUCAAUCACAGAAGGAGCAAGUGCUGCAGCCAGCUCCACAGAGGAGCCCAUGCAGACUGAUGAGACGACAUCAGCAGAGGCUGCAGCCGCAGAUGAGGGGGGCACCGCCAUGGAGACACAAGCAGAGGGAGAAGCAGCAGCAGCAACUGCCUUGAACCUGCCCUCAGAGCUGAUGUCUGAGGGCCAGGGAGCCACCCUCAUGGUGACUGGGCUGUCUGACGAGGAGCUGGCUGUGACUGCAGCAGCAGAGGCAGCAGCUCAGGCGGCAGCUACAGAGGAAGCCCAGGCCUUGGCUAUCCAGGCUGUCCUCCAGGCAGCGCAGCAAGCUGUCAUGAAUGAGGGUGAUUCCAGUGGAGAGAGCCAGCAGCCAGCCAACAUCCCCAUCAUGCUGACCCAGCAGGAGCUGGCAGCACUGGUCCAGCAGCAGCAGCAGCUCCAGGAAGCUCAUGCUGCUGCCCAGCAGGGCACCGUUGAUGCAAGUUUGCCAACUGAAGGCCUUGCCCCUGCCGACAGCCUCAAUGAUCCCUCUGUAGAGAGCAAUGGGCACAAUGAGAUGGCUGCUGCAGUCACUAGCGCUGUGGCUUCACUGCUGCCACGUACCACCGCAGAGACUUUAGCACCAUCGAGCACAUUUGCUCCCUCCGUAUCGGUCGCCAGUCCAGCCAAGCUGCAGGCUGCAGCUGCUCUAGCAGAGGUGGCCAAUGGCAUUGAGGGAGGGAAACAAACCCCUCAGCCAACACCAGUGAAGCCUGUUGCAAAGAAAGAGAACCAGUGGUUUGAUGUUGGAAUUGUUAAAGUGACAAAUAUGGUGGUCACCCACUUCUAUGUGCCAGCAGAUGACUCGCAAGGAGAUGAUGACUCUGGUAUCAUGCCAGACUACAGCCAGAUGAAGAAAAUGGAACUACAGCCUGGCACGGCUUACAAGUUCCGUGUUGCUGGAAUCAACGCUUGUGGUCGUGGGGCUUUCUCUGAGAUCUCUGCUUUCAAGACUUGCCUACCAGGCUUCCCAGGGGCACCUUGUGCCAUUAAAAUCAGCAAGAGCCCAGAUGGAGCCCACCUGACCUGGGAGCCGCCUUCCGUGACGUCAGGGAAGAUAAUUGAAUACUCGGUGUACUUGGCCAUCCAGAGCAACCAGACGGCUGAAGCCAAGGCCUCCACACCAGCCCAGUUAGCCUUCAUGCGUGUGUACUGCGGGCCCAACCCCUCCUGCCUGGUGCAGUCGUCCAGCCUCUCCAAUGCCCACAUUGACUACACCACCAAGCCGGCCAUCAUCUUCCGCAUUGCUGCCCGCAAUGAGAAAGGCUACGGUCCCGCCACCCAAGUCCGAUGGCUGCAAGAAUCUGGCAAAGACGCCACAUCUGCAAAACCUGCCCCCAAAAGACCAGGCACCUCCCCUGAUACUAAGGCUACUGGUCCAAAGAAAGCAAGGACGGACCAGUGAGGUUGCCCAGAGCCCCCCCUCCCAGUUUCUUGUCCCCUUUCCACUCGCUGUCCUUUUACCAGGAAGACUGACCCCUCCACCUCUUCAUCCUCAUCCUAAUCUCAUCCUUCAUCCUCAAGUUUGACUCAGAUCAUGCCAGCAAUGGAGGCAGAACAACAGUAUGAAGCCAAGACGAAAGUCAAUCUGAGAUGUUUUCUUUAUAUAAAACCCUCCUCCUUCCUUGUUCUGUUGAUCGUACGUUUUUUUUAGAGCAACACAAACUUAGAAGCACAUUAUACCUUUUUCAGUCACAUCCCCUCCCAUCCUUUAAUAUCUAUUUUUGGCUUGUUUCAGUAGUUGGGCAGUAUAGAGAAGCAUUUACAACUUUCACAAACUGGGAGCCAGCCUGAGCGUGUUGUUACCUUUUUUUAUGUUUUGUUUUGUUUUGUUACCUUUUUUUUUUUUUUUUUUUUUUUUUUUUUUUCUCUUUUGUGAUUCUUGGGGAUGUAGAGAGAGACUACAUGAGAUGAUGUACAGUGCUGAAAAAGCAGUGGAGGCAUUAGUUUAGAUGAGAGGAAAAAUCAGUAUGGAAAACAAAGCACUUGUCCUCGAAGAGAGGGGACAUCUUUUUGGUUUUUAUUUUUCCUUUUUUUUUCUUUUUUUGCUCAAAAACAAAUUUGCUUCAUCGAGAACCAAGUCUGUACAGACAUCGUACUGGACUCCAGUUUCCUGGUAUUGUCAUCACUGUGCGCUUUUUACCCCAAGAUGAGGACUGGUGGCUGACACAAUGAAGUGGACAAAAAGAAUGGCGAAGGAAGAGAUUUGUAGAGAAUGAACGACAUAGACUUUGCUAGGACUGAGACUUGCAGCACACAAAAAAAAAUCUUGCAAAAUAUUCCCAAAAAAUUAGCAAGCAACGAUGCAGAAGAUCUUUUGUGUAGUUUAUUUUUGUAUUUUUUAAGCUUUUUUUUUCCUGUGUGUAUGUGUAUGUCAAGUGUGCAUUUUUAAAACAUCACUUUUUUUAACUGUUGUUCAUCCCCAUAAUUUGUGUUUGUGGGAAGAGGGGUGGCUGUGUUGAGGUAGCCACUAUAUUUUUAAAUGUUCAUUCAGUUGGUUGUAUGUUCUUGUUGUAACGGAAGGUAAUGACAGAGAGAACGACUUUUGUAUUUGUUCCAAGUAGAAUCGCAGAGGUUAUAGGACUGAAGGGAACUUUGAAAUGGACCCAGGGAGAGGAGAGCUUUUACUUUGUUUACUACAACUUACUCAGUGCUUGUGUUGCUUUGUGUUUGCCAAACAUGGAAUUUCAAGGAGUAUAGUGAGGAAAAUAAGAUCAGUUCUUUUCAUACCCUUCCCCAUAUAUCCCAAUCAACUGUCCUAUGCUUUUUAUGCUCAUGAAUGUUGUCCCACCUUUUCUUUAAUUUUUAGAAUGGCAAAUUAUAUUAGUAGACUUUAUUUGCCCUAUCCUAUUGAUGUAUGUGAAUCCAUUUAAUAAAUUUUAAUUUUUUUUUCCUUCCACGGCUCUGUAUUUCAGAUUACAGAUGGUGUGCAAGCUAACUGUGACGUGUAUACCCGUAUGUUUUGAAUGGGGAUGUCUUGGGAAGAAAGCUUACAUAGCCAGAGUGUACUCACUUGUAAAUUAGUUCGUUCAUAUAGCAAGAAUAAAACAACAACAAAAAAAAGAACAUCUUGGCCUUUUAUAUAAUUACCUGUAACAAACUGUUUUUACAUGUUGGUCAUCUCUUGAUUGCCUUUUGUGUCUUUACUUAUAAAAGAAACAGAAAUAUAUAUAUAAAUAUAUACAGUCUCCCUGAUUGUUCUAAUUUGCUUCUGUCAAGCUGAUUCACUGUAGGAGUCUGAAUCACUGCUAGGUUCAUUACAAUACAAAACUUGUAUAGGGAGGAGGAGGAGGUUUCUGAUUGGACAUGAGUGUAUAUCAGUAUUUUGUAAGGGCAGAUUAAGUUGUGGUAGUAAUGGCCAGGGAGAAAAGAGCCAGGGCUCAGCUUGCCGCCUCUCUCCGGCUCGCAAGUCUGGCGCCUUGGUUUCCGUUUGUGGUUUCUCCUGAUUUAUUUCUAUAAUGAACUUUCUCUUCAUAUGCAUUCAUAAUUUUGUGCGUGUCAGUGUGUCUGUUGAACAAAACUAGACAUGCAUGCAAAAGCAGUGUAUUUUAGUAGUGAUGCCUUAAGUUAGACCAUAAGCUGAAGGUUCUCAAAAGAAAAAAAAAUACAUUUAAUGAGUUUGUUCCUCUCUCCAUGUGGUAUACAAUUGUGUCCUUUCCUUCCACAGUACCUUUGCUGGGUCACUAUUUUUGCACCCUUGUUAGAUAGGUCAUCAUCAGCAGUGCCGAGGUCUCUCUGAACUUUUCCUCCCACACUGGGACAGGUGCUGGUCUCAGCACUGACAGUUGUUGCGAGUUUCUCUCGGCUGUUUGCAGGUUAUCUGGAAAUGUCCUGUAUUUUCCAAUGUGUGUUUUUUGUACUGUAGGGAGUAAUGUAUCUUUUAUCAUCAAAAAAUAAACAUGUUAAACAUAAA